AUGGGUCAGUCUUCUACAUCAAUUGUGAAUCCAUCCCAACCAGUAGAACCUCCUACCAUACCACCUGCAUCACCCAGGGGGCAUACAGCAGCCCAACCAAUCAAUCAUGUAGCACAACCUUUCAUGGACGGAGCUGCGGCUGAGUCUAUUGCAGGGUUAUCUCUAAGUAAUGCAAAUUAUGAAGAAGCAAUUGUUAUUUUGAAAGCAAGCAAUCUUGCUACAAUCCAUACCCUCAAAUGUGCCUCUGAAGAAGUUGAAUGUAAGAAUGAUGUCCUUGCGCAAGAGCUGAAGAGAUUUUGGGACUUAGAAACUGUUGGUAUUCAAUCACAGUGUGUGUACGAAGAAUUUCUAGAAAGUAUUCUGUAUGUGGAGAAUCAUUAUGAGGUAAAGUUGCCAUGGAAACACGAUCAUGCUGAACUGCCUGAUAACUAUGAUCUUAGCAAGAAACGUCUAUUAGGGUUGCUGAAGCGAUUGCGUAAUGAGCCUGAAGUCCUUAAGGAGUAUUACAAUGUGAUAAGAGAUCAGCUUAACAAGGAAAUUGUGGAGUCCGCACCAAAACCAAACGAAGAAAUCAAGAGUAUGCACUAUUUACCUCAUCAUGCCGUCAUCCGUCAAGACAAAACAACAACAAAAUUGAGAGUAGUGUAUGACGCCUUGGCGAAGUCAAGAGGACCUUCACUUAACGACUGCCUGUAUAGUGGUCCCUCGCUGACUCAGAACAUCGUUGACAUAAUGAUGCGUUUUCGUGCAUACAAGGUGGCCUUAACUGGAGAUAUUGAGAAGGCUUUCCUCAUGAUCCAUGUAGCAGAGUCUGAUCGGGAUGCAUUGAGGUUCCUGUGGGUCGAUGAUGUACACAGCCCAAACCCUAAGAUUAUCUUAUUUCGAUUUACCAGAGUAGUGUUUGGUGUGUCAUCAAGUCCCUUUCUAUUAAAUGCCACAGUAAAACACCACAUUGAGCAAUACCGAGAAGACGAUCCGAGUUUUGUGGAAACGUUCCUGAAUUCAAUUUAUGUGGAUGACCUUAUUUCCGGUGGUGAAAGUGUGGACAGCACAUUCAAACUCUAUGAAGAUUCAAGAAACCCAUUGGCAAAGGCCAACUUCAAUUUGCGAAAGAUAACCACGAAUUCUAAGGAACUCCAAGAGCGGAUAUGUCAAGCCAACCAACUGUUGACAAAGAAUGAUGCAUCGAGUGAAAGUAUCAUGACUAGAGCUGAGCCCAAGCACUUGGUUCAGGAGGAGCAGUCAUCUUAUGCCGGAAGAACCUUAUGGGAUUCUUACGAGGACAAUUUUAUUAUUGAUCUCAAGGACGUUGCAGAGUUGGCGAACGACGUUCAACCUACGAAGAGAAAUGUGAUCAGUGUUUCUUCCAAGAUUUACGAUCCUAUUGGAUUUAUAUCCCCAUUAGCAAUAAAUUUCAAGCUGUUGUUUCAAGAACUCUGUAUGGCCAAGGGCGACUGGGAUCAUCCACUUCAAGGAACCCUAAAAUGCAACUGGCAGAAAUUAGUUGAAAACCUGAGAGAAGUCCAACCUGUUGUCAUUCCAAGAUAUUAUGUGUCUGAUGUGCAGGGGCAGGUCGUAUCCUACGAACUUCAUGGGUUCUGCGAUGCAUCUAUCAAAGCGUUGGAGUUACUCUCAGCGCUCGUGCUUGCCAGAUUAACGAAUGUUACUCAGAGGGCCCUGGAGUUUGUGAUUGAAAUUUCGAAGGUUCAGUGCUGGACGGAUUCUAAAGUCGAAUUGUAUUGGAUUACGCAGCAGGAAGAGGAAUGGACACAAUACGUACAGAGUCGAGUUGAAGAUAUCAGAGGGCUGUUUCCUGCAAAGCACUGGAGUCACUGUCCAGGUGUAGAAAAUCCCGCAGACAUUCCAUCACGUGGUAUCCUGCCUACACAGCUAGCAUCGUCUACAUUGUGGUGGUCUGGCCCAAAGUGGUUGUCUACCAUAGACAACCCUGGAAAGGAGAACUGUGAUAGCGAUGUUGUACCUGAAGAGUGUCGAGCAGAGAUGAAGGUCAAGGACCAGAGAGCAUUGAGUCGAAGACAGAAAGAUCUUUCAACAAACUCAGAAGUCACGCGAGUCGACAUCGAAUUGGCUCAAGUUCUAUGGAUCAAGGAACUACAGGUCAAACUGAAAAUGAACGAGAAAUUCAAGGAGUGGAAUCGAGAUCUCGGCCUGUUUACGGAUGAAAGCGGAGUCGUCCGAUGUAAGGGAAUAUUAUCUAACUAUAACUUGCCAUAUUCAGCAAAGUAUCAAAUCCCGGUAGAUACAGCUCACUACCUUACCACGUUAAUCAUACGGGAUUGUCAUGCUCGAGUAAUGCAUAGGGGAGUAAAGGCGACGUUAACAGAACUUCGUUCGAAAUUCUGGUUAGUGCGUGGAAGGAGCUUUGUACGAAAACUCCUUUUUAAUUGUGUUACUUGCAAUAAGCAAGAUGGUAAAGCAUACCUGACACUUAACCCUCCACCAUUGCCCGAGUUUAGAGUAAAGGAAGCACCACCAUUUACGUACGUCGGUUUAGACUACGUCGGUCCCUUAUAUGUGAAAUCUAUGAACCAUUUAGACGAGAAGGCAUGGAUUUGUCUGAUUACCUGCUGUGUCUCUAGAGCGGUACAUCUUGAAGUUGUUCCUAACAUGACAUCGCAAGACUUCCUCAAGAGUUUUAGAAGAUUUACGUCACGACGCUCAACCCUUUUGCUUGUCAUUUCGGACAACGCAAAAACCUUCAAGGCUGCCUCCAAAGAGUUAAUGUCACUCAUGCGUGAUCCUCAAGUUAAGAAAUAUUUCUUGCAACAACGAAUGCAUUGGUUAUUUAAUCUGGAAAAGGCCUUGUGGUGGGGAGGUUUCUUCGAGCGGCUUGUGUGGUCAUUGAAGCAAUGUUUGAAGAGAACCAUCGGACGGGCAAGAUUAUCUUUAAAACGAAUUAGUUACGGCUGUCACGGAGGCAGAAUCGAUCCUGAACAGUCGACCGUUAUCAUAUGUAUCCUCGGAAGAUGCUGA
This is a messenger RNA of Dendronephthya gigantea, 2994 nucleotides long. RefSeq lists its product as uncharacterized. The record is from RefSeq and is a predicted model, not a curated record. Gene Ontology annotation, molecular function: nucleic acid binding. The coding region runs from base 1 to 2994 and encodes 997 amino acids. NCBI's taxonomy places the organism in Eukaryota, Metazoa, Cnidaria, Anthozoa, Malacalcyonacea, Nephtheidae. The transcript is spliced from 6 exons.